Messenger RNA from Haliotis rufescens (red abalone), 1366 nucleotides. RefSeq names its product lysine-rich nucleolar protein 1-like. The record is from RefSeq and is a predicted model, not a curated record. Bases 16 to 1332 code for a protein of 438 amino acids. NCBI's taxonomy places the organism in Eukaryota, Metazoa, Mollusca, Gastropoda, Lepetellida, Haliotidae. The transcript has 2 exons.
ACAUGUUGUAUACAGAUGUAUUUCUCAUCCCAAACAGGGCCCCUUGAUGUUUCACCGCUAGGCGGCGUCCUAACCUUUGGGAUUUCCCUCAGUCUUCAACACGUGGUUUCAAGAAGAAAACAGUGUUUUGGUAAGAGCUUCAAUAUGGGUGACACUGUUAUAUCAAAGAAAUCAAAGAAGAAAAGGAAAAAUUCAGACCUUGACAUUGAAGUGGCACAUCAUGACCCAAAGAAUACUGCUGAAAAAACAAGAAAGAAAAAGAAGAAGGAAUUAAGUGACAGUGGUAUUGCUCUUGAAACAGAACACGAUAGUGGCAACACAAAGGAAACACUUAAGAAAAAGUGUAAGAAGAAAAGAAAACACGAACCAGAGUUGGACGACAAGGAGGGCAGUGACAGUGUAUCAAGCGGUGAAAUCAAAGCAAAAAAGAGGAAAAGUAAAAAGAGUAAAAGAAAGGAAGUCCAUGAAAGUGAAGACAGUGAUCAGCUUGAAUUAGCAGUCCCACCAAAGAAGAAAAAGAAAAGGAAAAAACAAAGAGAAAAAGAUGUUGUCACAGAGAGACAAGCUGAAAUUACACAUUUGUCCAAAGAAAAAUGUGAAAAAAGAGACAAAAGUGUGAAAGGUGACCAUUUGGAAAGUGAUGAAGGAACAGUGAAUGAAGAAAAUACAAGUAAGAAGAAAAAGAAGAAAAAAAAGCAGAAGCAAGAGGAUAAUGAGGAAACACCUGUAGAAGAUUCUAAAUGUGAAGAUAUUCACGCUAAGAAGAAAAAGAAGAAAAAGAAACACAACCAAGAUGCACUGGAGGAAAACAAUGAUCAUCACGACAGUAUUGAGAAGAUUUCAAACAAGAAAAACAGAAAACAACACAAUAGUUUACCAACUGAUCAUACUAGUAAGGAGAAACCAAAUUCAUACAACAGUCAGCCUUUUGACUAUGGCAGUGAGGACAAGUCGGGGGGUGAUAUCUCCAACAACACUUCAGGCCCAUACCUUGGGCAGUGGGGUACAGCAUCGCUUGGUAACAACGAAAGACAACAAAAGUUCGCUCGACUACUGGGGGGCUUUAAGAAAGGUGGAAAUCUUGGACAGAACAAGCCAGGAUUAUUUGGGAAGUUAGGGACCAAAAGUAGUUCUUCGAAUUCUGCUUUAAAUCGUGCAGAAGAAGAUAUACUAAACAAGAACCUUGAAAGUGACUUUGAGAAAGCACUGGCUUUUAGGCUUUCUAAAGAGAAAUCUUCUGGGCUUGGUUUUGCUCCGCCUCCUGAGGAAGGCAAGAAGUUUUAUAUAGACAAGACAAGCUCUAAGUCAAUUAAAUUUGAUGAUUCUGAUUAAUUGUAAUUAAUUAAUAAAUUAACAUCUUCUGUAA